AUGGCUGAGCCUGACUUGGAUGCCCUCUUUGGUGAAGACAAUGCCGAGGAAUGCUCCGCGCCUAAGGUACACCCUGCCUUGUUAGCAGCAGUGAAGUCCUUGGCUGCAGAAGCCUGGCCAGUGGCACGGUCAGAGCUGCUGGGAGAAUCUGACGCUGCAGCUGUCAAGGUGCGGCUUCCCCUUGCGCCCGCGCUGGCGCGGGACGUGGAUCUAGCACUGGAAGCCAUGAAUGCCCAAGAUUGGUCGGACUGCGCCUCCAAGGCUGCAGCGAUCAGGAAGGAAGCGUGGAACGCUCUGAUGCGUGACAAAGGGUGGCAGAGACCAUGCGACAAAGAACUCUUCAUGCUGGUGGAGCUGAUACUUGCACUAUGUGCACAUGCAUCUGGCUCUCCUGCCACAGCAGUGCAGCAUGCUGAUGACUGGCCAGCGGCGGCGCGGUGGAAAAGCCUGGCCUAUUUGGAUGGCAAUGUGGGACAUCGUUUGAUUCCAGCUGAGCUGGGUGCUGAAGUGGGAGAGUAUUUGGCGCCCAGCUGCUUUGAGCAGACCUCCUCGACUGCUUACUUGGCACAGCAUGAACUUUUUGAGCAAUGCCCUGUUCUGCGAGCUGACAUCCCUGUGCCAAGCUCUUGGCAGGAGGUGCUUGGGCCACCAACCCGCUGCAAUGCAUGGAUUGGAACGCACUCCACUCUGACACCCUGUCACUGGGAUUCUUACGACCUUUGGCGAGAAAUUUUGCCUUUCUCAGUUUCGCCGCCAAAGAUCGUAACGCGCAGAGUUUCAACCACUUAA
Molecule: messenger RNA, 789 nt
Organism: Durusdinium trenchii
Lineage: Eukaryota; Dinophyceae; Suessiales; Symbiodiniaceae
Source: the annotation of a GenBank genome assembly